This is a messenger RNA of Hemisphaericaspora subhashii, 1857 nucleotides long. RefSeq lists its product as uncharacterized. NCBI's taxonomy places the organism in Eukaryota, Fungi, Ascomycota, Pichiomycetes, Serinales, Debaryomycetaceae. The transcript has a single exon. The record is from RefSeq and is a predicted model, not a curated record. Bases 1 to 1857 code for a protein of 618 amino acids. Gene Ontology annotation, cellular component: membrane.
AUGUCUGUCUUUAGCAUCUUGUCAUAUCUAACAACCAUACUGAGUGUCUUUAUCUGGACUUAUACGUUUGUUUACAAUAAGAACAUCAUUCCAAAGUAUUCCAAUUCCUUGCAUGUCCCAAAAGCUCGAAUAAAUGAAUAUUUAGAGAAUUCUAUAAGGAAGAAAUAUGGACUUAAUUUGAUGCAAGUCAACGUAGAAGAGAACUCCGAGUAUGAUUAUAAUAGCGAUAAACCAAGCAAUGGUAAUAGCUCACGUACUAGACUAGACAUUGUUAAACAUAGUUUCGUUGGAAUUUUGUUUAGUUUGACUAUAUCGUUGAGCAUUGGUUUAAUUACAUUAAUGAUGUGUGAAUUAGCUGACUAUUUUGAUGUUGGAGCUAGGUUGAUGAUGUUCAAGUUUACAAUCGAUCUGUUGAUGUUUUUGUUAGUGUUCUUGUUACCCAUUGGUAUAAUCAAUUUGUUUGUAUCCCAAGAUAUCUUCCCGAGAUCAUUAAAAUCAAAACGAAUGGUUUUAGUUGGUUUAAUAUUUGUCGGUUGGUUGUAUAUUUUGCAUAAAUCGGGAGACCUUACCCAAACCUUCACUCCAAGAACAAGUCAGCUGACCAAUAUCAAGACUCGUAAUAUGAUUGAACGGAAAAUCAAUGAGGUUUCUAUCGUAGGAAUCACCGUGUUGGCAAUCUUGUCAGGUAUUGGUUGUACAUCUACUCCAUAUAGAGUAUUUUCGCUCAGUAACUAUAUGGGUCGUUUGAUACUUGGAAAAUCAAAAGAAUUAUUCAAUGAAUCUAAGCAGAAGAAAGAGAUUGGUGAAGGUGAUAUAAAUUCAGCAAUCCAAUAUUUUAACAACACUUCUUCGUUAUUGACCAAACGUAAGCUUGAGUUAAAUAGAUUAUUAACAGAAAAAAGUGGAUCUAUAUACAACCUAUCCAAUGGCAACUCUUCAAGAGAUAACAUUCUCAGUCCGAAGAAGAAUAAGCAUCUUGGUUCAUUAUUUCAUAAAGUCCAAUCAUUUGCCAAUUUAUCAAUGUUGAAUGGAAAUUCCGAAGAAGACGAAUUAAAGAAAGAAAUCGACUCUUUCAUAGCAUUAAGAAACCUGCUUUAUGAUGACUUGAUCAGGAUUAUUGCCAGAUAUCGUAAACAACAAGCCAGUAAGACUGAAGGAACCACAUUGAUUGUGAAAACACUUUAUUGGGGAAAUAUUUUGUUUGGAAUAUACUGUAUUUAUAGAAUAAUUAAUGUAUUUGCCAUCAAGCUUCCGUGGAUGUAUCUAUAUGGGAAUGACUUACCUGAAAACAUCGCCGAUGAUUCAGAGACUCCGACAAGCAAAGAUGCAUUGGCAAUAACGUUGGCGAAAGUCAUUCUAUCUAUUUUCAGCAAUCUUCCUGUUUCAAAAGCUCAAUUAGUCAAUCAGCUAAGUUUUGUAUUAUCAGGAAGUUUGUUCAUAUGUUCAUUUUCAAAUGUUUUGUUUACAUUCAAAUCCUUUAGUAGGCUUAUUCCAACCAGUCAUGCAUCAGAAGCGAUCAAAAGUUGGUUAAAACACGUAGUCAUUGCCGAAUUAGUUGGCAUUUAUGUCAUCUCCACAGCGUUGUUGAUAAGAACCAACUUGCCAGCAAACUUGUCAAAUCAAAUCUCCAAGAUCUUAUCAUUAUCUGGGAGUGCAAUUAGUAAUCCAAAUGUUUCAAUUAGAGAGGUUAUGUUUAUAGACAAUUGGUUUGAUAAGAUUUUUGCAUUGUCGUGCGUGGUUACUUUAAUUGUAAUUGUUAUAAAGAGAGUUGUUGAUGAGGAUGAAAUUAAUCCAUAUUCACAAGAUGAGUAUGAUGAGGAACUGUUUAUAGAAGGUACAGAAUAUAAAUUGGCAUAG